AUGGACACCAAAGUCGAGGGUCCACAGAUCAGGAUAUUGUUGAAAGACUUUAAAGCCCAUGGAGAUGGUUUGUUAGAGGUGUGGUUCAAGAAUCUUGAAAAUGAUGUAAUUUCACAGUGUAGUUGCUUGCGUUUUGAGCAGUAUGGGCUGCUAUGCAAAUACAUCUAUUUUCUUUUCAAGAUGUUUGGUGUUAAAGAAAUACCAAAUAAAUAUGUUAUGAAGAGAUGGACGAAGGAUGUGGUGCCGAAUGAGCUAAAUGUGAAGUACAAUUUAAAUGUUGGUGGCAAGAAUGUGCAACACAAGGCUAAACGGAUUGCUCGUCAUGAUAUUCGUACUUGUGAGAUUCUGAAAGCCAAACAACAAGGUAAACAGCAAAAAAAGAAGAUGAAGGGCGUCCAGAUUGAAAAUGUUCGCAGCAGAGACAAAGACAACGAGGUCGAAGACGACGAAGAGGAAGAUGAGUUUGAAGAUUACAGUGGUAGUAGUGAUGAUUUAUCUGAAGAAGAAGAUCAGUGGGAGGAGGUUUCAGAAGAUGAUGAGGAUGAGUAA
This is a messenger RNA of Helianthus annuus (common sunflower), 549 nucleotides long. RefSeq names its product protein FAR1-RELATED SEQUENCE 1-like. The coding region runs from base 1 to 549 and encodes 182 amino acids. The record is from RefSeq and is a predicted model, not a curated record. The transcript is spliced from 3 exons. NCBI's taxonomy places the organism in Eukaryota, Viridiplantae, Streptophyta, Magnoliopsida, Asterales, Asteraceae. Gene Ontology annotation, molecular function: zinc ion binding.